Messenger RNA from Linum tenue, 4443 nucleotides. NCBI's taxonomy places the organism in Eukaryota, Viridiplantae, Streptophyta, Magnoliopsida, Malpighiales, Linaceae. The record is from the annotation of a GenBank genome assembly.
AUUGAGUCUCUGCGGAUACCUCGUUCGUUUCUCUUGUACUUCAAAAUUUCCAAUUUCCUGGUCUGGGUCCUAGUCAGUCCGCUGUUUCUCUUGACCCCCUUUUAUUAAGUUCAGAAUUCCAGUUCCAGUUUACUCGUGCCCUAAAUGCUGCUCAUCUUUCUUCUAUUUUUAAUCGGAUGCCACUGUUUUCCAAUUGGUGGAGUUUUCUUUUUGGGGACUAGAGCAGUACUGGCAAGGCACGGAUUUCCAAUCUGGGACUCUGAACAAGGCAUCUUCUUUUUCAUUUAUGUUUGUAGACUUCUCAUGAGAAAUCUACGAAUGUUACUGUUGCUUUGAAAUCUUUACUUCCUUGGAUGAUUUUGUUCAAAUUUGAUGCGAUGAACUAGCAGUUGGGCAAUCCUUAGUUGAAGUUGCUGUAUCUUAGGCUUCAUUUCACUAUGGCAUCUGUCCUCCUCCAGUGGAGUAGCUUUGCGUCAAUUAUUUUGUUCAGAUGAAUAUGUUGCAAAUGGAAUAUUUGUUGUAUGUGGCACAUACCAUUGUUUUCGUUGCCGUAUCUAGGGUUUCAUUUAACUAAUGGCAGUCUUCUUCCAGUGGAGUAGCUUUGCAUCGAUUAUUUUGUUAAGAUGAAUAUGUGACUAUGUGAAUGGAAUAUUUGUUGUAUGUAGCACAUAUCAUUGUUUUCUACGGCUUCAGAGAAUAAACAGAGGAAGGGCUUUUUUGUUCAUGGGAAUGUAUAGCCAGUAAAGAUUUUCUCUCUUAAAAAUAGAACAUGUCACAAUAGUGUAAGUGUCUGAAGUUUCACGGAGCACAGGCUUUGCAUUAGCAUGAUGAGCUUAAAUAGCCAAAUUCUACUUUUUUGUCUUAAUUAAGACCUAACUAUGCUGCAUUGGUUGUCCUUAUAAUUUUGUAAGUCAUGUAAUUCCCAAUGUUCUUAUAAUCAGCUUAAGGAUUAAUUUCCAAAAACAUUUGCAUGUGGUAAUAUUCCUCGGAAGGAAAAUGGCGAGGUUGUCUUGAUGUAUUCUACAUGAGUGAGAUUUUCUUCCUGUUAAUCAAUACCUUUCCAGAUUUGAUGAACAGAACCUGCCUUUUGUGGGUGUUGUCAGUUUAACUCGCUAAUGGUAACUGUACUAUUCGUAUUCUUAGUUUUUCGUCGAGAUAAGCAGCAUUACUGAAUGGCCAACAACCCGCAGUUUUCCGGCGUACAGCCUUAUGUUGGUUUAUGUACUAAUUAUGUAAUCUGCUGCCAUUUAAAGCCUCCUCCUCCACCUCCUUUGGUUGGUUCUGCUGAUGCUCCUCGAAGUUAUACCCCAGGUCCACCCAUGCCGAUGCAAUUCCGGUCAGUUGCUCCACCAGUGCCACAACAGUCUCAGCAGUUUCUUCCUGUGCCUUCUCAACAUUUUCAACCUGUUGGGCAUGGUGUGAAUGUGAUGAACCCUGGGUUGUUUUCCCAGCCUCAGCAAGUCCAAUAUCCGCCGCCAUCCAUCCAGCAUUUACCCGUAAUGCCUGGUCAAUCUGCACAUGGUCCUCUUCCAUCUCAGCCAAUUCCACUGACUAAUGCUCAGCCUAAUAGGCAUGUUGCAUCCGGAACAUCGCUACCUCCACCUCCACCUCCAAAUCAAAAUCCUACUGGUUGCAACCCGAGUUUAGGUGGCCCAUUACCGUAUAGUUUUGCACCAGUUCCUUACCCUCCGCCACCAGUGACUUAUAAUGCUGUAGCCCAGUAUCAGCCUAUCGCACAAGUACAAGCAUCUAGUGCUCCUGCCCCAUCUCAGCCUGGAGUAUCAUCUGCGAAGCCAAGUACUCCUGCUAAUUUGCUGCAUCACAAUGGUGAACAGCCGUCAGUGGCCAAUUCAAAUGUUUUGACAAGGGGUAUAGACUGGAAGUCCGCUGAAGGAGUAUCAACAGAUUGGAUAGAGCAUGUAUCUACGGCUACUGGAAGGAGAUAUUAUUACAACAAGAAGACGAGAACAUCUAGUUGGGAAAAACCUUUUGAAUUGAUGACUCCAAUUGAGAGAGCGGAUGCAUCAACUGACUGGAAGGAAUUCAUGAGUCCUGAUGGCAGAAAGUACUUCUACAACAAGGUUACCAAGCAGUCCAAGUGGGAAAUCCCCGAGGAACUGAAGUUGGCCCGCCAAGAAGUAGCAGAAACAUCUACGGUGGAGACACCAGCUGAAAGUUCUCCUGCCCCAGCUUCUGACGUUUCCCAUGUGGAUAAGAUGACAUCGGGGUCAGAUCCUUCAUCCUCCACGACACAGGAUGCACCAUCUAGUCCUGUUCCUGUUGUACCCAUUGCUGCUGUUGGGCAGUCUCAUACUUCUGAAUCAUCUCCAUUAGCUGCUGCUGUGGCUUCUUCUUUAACUACACAUACAGAUUGUCAAAAGCCAGCUUUGGAUGAAGGAACUGCUGAGGUUCCUGCCACCUUGGGCGACCCUAAACUAGGAACAAGGAUCAACUCCAGCAACAGUUCACCUGAAUAUCCUAACAUAGAAGAACAGGUUGCAAAACAAGAUAAAGAGGAUGCAGGGAAAGAUAUAUCAACAAGUGAGAAAAUGAACAAUGCUACGGCAGAAGAUAAAACUGCUAUAAGGGAGCCCUUAUCUUUUAUUGAUAAACAGGAAGCAAGAAAUGCAUUCAAACUGCUUUUGGAGUCUGCCAGUGUUGGGUUAGACUGGACCUGGGAGCAGACCAUGCGUGUGAUAAUAACUGAUAAAAGAUAUGGUGCACUCAAAACACUUGGAGAAAGGAAGCAAGCAUUUACUGAGUUCUUGGCAGAAAGGAGAAAACAGGAAGCUGAAGAGAGGCGCACCAAGCAGAAAAAAGCACGUGAGGAAUUCAGGAAUAUGUUAGAAGAGUCGAGUGAUAUAACUACAGCAACCCGAUGGAGCAAAGUGAUAUCCUUAUUUGAACAUGAUGAACGUUUCAAAGCGAUUGAAAGAGAGAGAGAUCGCAAGGAUUUGUUUGAUGCAUAUUUGGAGGAGCUAGCAGAGAAGGAACGAGUAAGAGCUCAUGAGGAGCGCAAAAGAAAUGUUAUGGAGUACAGACAGUUUUUGCAGUCUUGUGAUUUUAUCAAGGCAAGCACCCAAUGGAGGAAAGUUCAAGAACGGUUAGAGGCUGAUGAAAGAUGCUCACGACUGGAAAAGAUUGAUCGGCUGGAGAUCUUUCAGGACUACUUACGUGAUUUGGAGAAAGAAGAAGAAGAGCAAAGAAAGAUACAGAAGGAAGAAAUGAGAAAGGCAGAGCGUAAAAACCGUGAUGAAUUCCGUAAACUGUUGGAAGAACAUGUAGCUGCUGGGACCCUUACAGCCAAAACUCAUUGGCGUGAUUAUUACUUAACGGUUAAAGAUCUACCUGCUUAUUUAGCUGUUGUAUCAAAUACAUCUGGCUUAACUGCUAAAGAUUUGUUUGAUGAUGUUGCUGAGGAGCUAAACAAACAGUAUCAUGUGGACAAAACUCGAAUAAAAGAGGUGGUGAAGUUGAAAAAGGUUCCUAUGGCUUCAGCAUGGACAUUGGAAGAUUUUAAAGCUGCUUUCGAACUGGAUGUUGCCUCCCCCCCUGUAUCCGACCCAAAUCUACAGAUGAUAUUUGAGGAAUUGCUUGAAAGAGUCAAAGAAAAGGAGGACAAAGAGGCCAAAAGGCGCAAGCGUCUUGCAGAGGGUUUCCUUGAUCUGUUGCGUUCCAUCAAGGAAAUCACUGCAUCCUCCAAGUGGGAAAGUUGUAAAGAGCAAGUUGAUGGUAGCAGAGAGUUCAGUUCAAUUGGUGAAGAGAGCUUCUGUAGAGAGAUUUUUGAGGAAUACAUAAAUCAACUAAAAGAUCAGGAGAAGGAGAACGAGCGCAGGAGAAAAGAUGAUAAGGCAAGAAGGGAAAGGGAUAGAGACGAUAGAGAGCGAAGAAAGUUGAAGCACAGAAGGGAGAAAGAAAGAGGUCAUGAGAGAGAAAAGGAUCAGUUGAAGGAGGAAAUGGAGAGUGAGAGUGUUGAUGUGGUAACAGACGCCCAUGCAUCGGGUGACGACAGAAGGCUGGGCAGUGAGAGUAGCAAAAAACAAAGGAAGAGGCAUCAUCAUGGAAUAGGUGGGGACGAUGAUCCCGAAGAAAGUGAAAAAGAGAGGUCCAGAGGCAGCCACAAACAUAGUAGUGACCACAGUAAAAGAGGGAGAUGGAAUGGUACUACCCCCGAUUCGGACAGUGAGAGCAGGCAUAGAAGGCAUAAGAGAGACCACCACCAUAAUGGUUCUCGUAGGACUGGUAAUCAUGAGGAACUUGAAGAUGGAGAGUUUGGGGUGGAUGGGGAAACCCGGUAGUGGAGGUCUUGGCCUCAAGUCUUGUUAAUUUUCAUCUCUUCUUUUAUCUGUCUCGGACUUUACGUUAAUGAUCUUUACCAGAGUUAUACUACAGGCCUUCGUUUCAUUGAGGUUUUCACCCCUCUGUUUUGUGCAAUAUUGUUGU